Messenger RNA from Xenopus tropicalis (tropical clawed frog), 2876 nucleotides. The record is from RefSeq and is a predicted model, not a curated record. NCBI's taxonomy places the organism in Eukaryota, Metazoa, Chordata, Amphibia, Anura, Pipidae.
GCAUUUUGCAUCUGGCACAAGACAUUGCUGACAUAACUGCUUAUUGGUGUUUUUUUUUUUUUUCUUUUCUAACUGGAAGAACUAAGUGGUUCCCGUGGAAACCAUGAGCCAGUUGGAAGCGAGUGUUGAAAAGCUUCAUUUCUAGCAGCUGUAAAAACCAGAGUUCCAGACGUAGAUGAUGUGGAGCAUUUCCUGAAGAAAACGCUCACUAUCGCUGCUCUCUGUUUUUUCUACAAAGAACCUUUUUUAGCUAGUUUCUCAUUUUUCUAUUAUUUGGCUUCUACCUGGCGGCAUAAAUAAUAAUGUGCGGAAUAUUUGCAUACCUGAACUAUUGCGUUCCCCGCACUAGAAAAGAGAUUAUGGAAACUCUCAUCAAAGGCCUCCAGAGACUAGAAUAUAGGGGAUACGAUUCAGCAGGUGUGGCAGUGGAUAUAGAGAAGCACAUCAGACUGAUCAAAAAGAAGGGGAAAGUGAAGGCUUUGGAUGAAGAACUCCACAAGCAAGAAGAAACAGAUUUGAAAGAUGAAUUUGAGACUCAUUUUGGAAUUGCACAUACGCGCUGGGCAACACAUGGAGUUCCUAAUGCAGUAAACAGCCAUCCUCAGCGUUCUGAUAAGGAUAAUGAAUUUGUAGUUAUCCAUAAUGGCAUCAUUACAAAUUAUAAGGAUUUGAGGAAAUUUCUGGAAUCAAAAGGUUACGACUUUGAAUCGGAAACAGAUACUGAAGUGAUCCCUAAACUGUUAAAAUAUGUCUAUGACAAUAGGGAAAACGAAGAUAUCAGGUUUUCAACAUUGGUCGAGAGAGUCAUUCAGCAGCUUGAAGGAUCAUUUGCACUGGUUUUCAAGAGCAUCCAUCAUCCAGGUGAAGCAGUAGCAACAAGGAGAGGAAGCCCUCUGCUGAUUGGUGUGCGCAGCAAGUAUAGGCUUUCUACCGAGCAGAUUCCUGUUCUCUAUCGGACAUGCAGCAACAACACUGACAACAGAACAAAUAUGCCCAGGACAAAAAGAAUUGAUAGUUCAACUUGCCUAUACCCAAUGGGAAAUGAAAAGUCAGUUGAAUAUUUCUUUGCAUCAGACGCAAGUGCAAUAAUCGAACACACUAACAGAGUUGUGUUUCUGGAAGAUGAUGACGUGGCAUAUGUUGCAGAGGGGAAACUUUCCAUCCACCGCAUUAAACGUUCAAUGGGGGAUGAAUCCUCACGUGCUAUCCAAACCCUGCAAAUGGAGUUACAGCAGAUAAUGAAAGGUAACUUCAGUGCUUUUAUGCAAAAGGAAAUAUUUGAGCAGCCAGAAUCAGUUGUUAAUACCAUGAGAGGGAGAAUCAAUUAUGAGACCAAUACAGUCUUACUGGGAGGCCUACAAGAUCACAUGAAGGAAUUUAAAAGAUGCCGAAGACUGAUCCUAAUUGGCUGCGGAACCAGCUAUCAUGCUGCUGUUGCUACCCGUCAAGUGCUUGAAGAACUUACAGAGUUGCCUGUGAUGGUCGAACUGGCAAGUGACUUCUUGGACAGAAACACUCCAGUUUUUAGAGAUGAUGUGUGCUUCUUUAUAAGCCAAUCAGGAGAAACAGCUGAUACUCUCAUGGCGUUAAGAUAUUGCAAAGAGCGUGGUGCCUUAACCUGUGGGGUUACAAACACAGUUGGUAGUUCAAUAUCAAGAGACACUGACUGUGGAGUGCAUAUUAAUGCUGGCCCUGAGAUUGGCGUGGCCAGCACAAAGGCUUACACAAGUCAGUUUGUAGCAUUAGUAAUGUUUGGCCUAAUGAUGUCUGAGGACCGCAUUUCAAUGCAAGAAAGGAGAAUGGAAAUCAUAAAGAGCCUUAAGUCCUUACCUAGAAUGAUUAAAGAUGUUUUAGCGUUAGAUGAACAAAUUCAAGAUAUAGCUCAUGAACUCUACAAUCAAAGAUCUCUCUUAGUCAUGGGGCGAGGUUACAAUUACGCAACAUGUUUGGAAGGAGCACUUAAAAUAAAAGAAAUCACAUAUAUGCAUUCUGAAGGAAUUCUAGCUGGAGAAUUGAAACACGGGCCACUCGCUCUGAUUGACAAACAAAUGCCAGUCAUAAUGAUUAUCAUGAAAGAUCCCUGUUUUACAAAAUGCCAGAAUGCACUCCAACAGAUUGUAGCUCGCCAGGGACGUCCCAUCAUUCUUUGUUCUAAGGAUGAUGCUGAAAGUAAGAAGCUUGCCUACAAGACAAUUGAACUCCCACAGACAGUUGACUGCAUGCAGGGGAUUCUGAGUGUCAUUCCACUCCAACUGCUGUCAUUCCACUUAGCAGUUUUAAGAGGUUAUGAUGUUGAUUUUCCAAGGAACCUGGCCAAAUCUGUAACUGUGGAAUAGAUAUGAAGUUACCAAGAAACGAAGAUCAAUUUUCAAACCUAAAUAGGUUUUUCUUAAAACAAUACAGUGGUUUAAUGUAUUAUUUUGUCUCUAUUUUGGAAGAGUUAACUUUAUGCACUCACGUGCUUUACUUGCUUUGUAUACUUUUUUUAGAUGCCAAUUAAUCAAAGCCCUUUUGCCAUUAAACUGGUAUAACUCUGCCGUGUGACUGUGCCAAGGAAGGCAAGCAUUUGUUUACAUUGUGAAGCAGAGUAACACCUCAGUGUGCAAUAUAUGUAGAAAUGUUUACCACGGAAGUGUGUGGACACCUUUUAUAAUCCAAACUACUUUCCAGUUAAUAUUUAUACUUACCUAUCUCAUUGUGCAAUGUAUGUAUAAACUUAUACCUAAACGGUGGGUUAGACACCUUUUAUGAUAAAGACUAUUUCCAGAUUAUAUUUAUACACAUUUUAUAGUAGAGCUUUUCAUAUUUCAUAUUUUCAUUUCUUUUUUCUAUAAAUUUCUUCUUCUUAUUUGAACAAAAUAAAAACGUUUAAGGUG